AUGGAUUACGCAUGUGAAAUGGCUUCCUUUGAGAAUAUCAUCGGUCAGCUCUAUCCUUUCUUUCCAUUCUGGUCGUGCUUCCAGCCUAACCGCGCUAUGAAACAGAGGCUUGUGCGAGUGCGCAUUCAAUCUGGUACGAACGUGUACGCCUCAAGGUCGCAACAAGUAUGGAUAUUGUGUCUGAUGCAGCCAGUACGACCAUCCCUCUCGCUUGACUUUCUUCCGUUUAACAUAUCGCGAUUAGUUAUCGUUCUCUCUGGACAUAUCAUGUGGAGAGUGAAAAUCAACGUUCGGAGAAAGCUCGCAUUGAUCGGUGUCAGUUUCCUGACGGCGUUCAUCAUCAUCAUCGCGCUGGUGCGGCUUGAGCUAAGUGUCUCAGGGACGGGCAUCCUGAGCCCUGCCUGGCUCGUCUUCUGGAACGCGAUCGAGAUCUGUGUGGCAAUCAUGAUGGCUUGCCUGGCAUCAUUUUGGACCUUUUACACCAAACUGGAAAGGCCCUCACAGGCUCCUCGGCGGCGCGCCGAGUGGCUCCCUCCACGCGGUUAUGCCUCGCUCGAGAGACCAAUCCUGCUGGAUGGAAGACUAGGCGUUAGAUGCUUUCACAACCAUUCGGACCUCUCUGUGCAGAGCCACACUUCACUGAAGAUGGGCCAUGGUGCCUUGAAGGGGAAGACGGAGGAGCCUUAA
This is a messenger RNA of Aspergillus niger, 687 nucleotides long. RefSeq lists its product as hypothetical. Lineage: Eukaryota; Fungi; Ascomycota; Eurotiomycetes; Eurotiales; Aspergillaceae. The record is from RefSeq and is a predicted model, not a curated record. Bases 1 to 687 code for a protein of 228 amino acids. The transcript is spliced from 2 exons.